AUGGACAAUAUAAAGAAUCAACCUUUUAUUGUUUUUGUUUUUAGUGGUCAAGGUGCACAAUGGAAUAAAAUGGUUUUGGAAGUAUAUGAAUGCGAAAAAGUAUUUAGAGAUUCAAUGGAUGAAAUAGAUAAUAUAAUGAAAGAGAAAUAUUAUGGUUAUAGUGUACUCGAUAAAUUGAAAACAUUAAACGAUGAGUUAGAUCCAGAGAUUAAUAGUAACCAAGAAAUAACCCAAACUGCUUUAUUAAUGGUACAGGUAUCUCUCUAUAAACUUUAUAAGCACCUAGGCUUACUACCAAAUAUGAUAGUAGGUCAUUCUUUUGGUGAAGUAGUGGGCUCUUAUGCAUCAGGAAUGAUACCAGACUUGGAAACUUUAUGUUAUAUCAUUUAUAAUAGGGGUAAAUUACAACAAACUACAUUUGGAUGUGGUAGAACUAUGAUGUGGAUUGAUUUAGGUGAACAUGAAUAUAUGAAUCAAUUCUCUAAACAAUUUCCAACUAUAGAAAUUGCAUGUCUAUUAAGUCCAACCAAUAUAGUUAUUGGAGGUGAAACAGCAGAUAUCGAAAAAAUCAACUCUGUUCUAAAAUCCAAAUCAAUCUAUACAAAGGUACUUUCAAUUCCAACAGCUUUUCAUAAUUCAUGUCAAGAUGUAUUAAAAGACGAUAUUUUAAAAUUAAAAUUCAAAAGUAACCCACCUUUAAUUCCACACUCUUCAACAGUUUAUGGUAAAUUAUUCAAUGAAGAAUUGUACUUUAAUAAUCAAUAUAUGUUUGAUAAUUUAAGAGAUCAAGCAAGAUUUGCCCAUGGUAUCUCAGCAAUAUACAAACAUGUGGAAGAAAAUAAACUUGGUGAUAAUAUUGUAUUUGUAGAGAUUGGACCAAGACCAUCAAUUUUGAAUUAUGUAAAGAAAUUAAUACCAAAAGAAUCAAGUUACUUUUCAUCAGUUUCUUUACUAUGUUCCAUUCAAAGAGAUAAAGGAACUCAAGCAAUAAAUGAAAUGUUAAACAGUGUUAAAUUAAAAGGUUAUAAUAACCUUAUAUAA
Dictyostelium purpureum is the source of this 1041-nucleotide messenger RNA. RefSeq lists its product as uncharacterized. Gene Ontology annotation, molecular function: transferase activity. The transcript has 2 exons. Lineage: Eukaryota; Evosea; Eumycetozoa; Dictyosteliales; Dictyosteliaceae. The coding region runs from base 1 to 1041 and encodes 346 amino acids. The record is from RefSeq and is a predicted model, not a curated record.